Molecule: messenger RNA, 1117 nt
Organism: Silurus meridionalis
Lineage: Eukaryota; Metazoa; Chordata; Actinopteri; Siluriformes; Siluridae
Gene: rdh12l
Product: retinol dehydrogenase 12, like
Exons: 7
Coding region: 144-1037 (297 amino acids)
Source: RefSeq, a predicted model, not a curated record
GGAAUCUUUUCGUUUCCUGUUUACGUCUGAGAUUCCUCUCCAUUCAAGAAAAGUCACUUUACUGUUCGCUGUCUUUUUUGUUUUUGGUUUUUUUUUCCUUCACAUUUUUUUACAUUGAUUUCUACGUCCUCUUCACCGUGAUCAUGCAAGCCUUAAGAAACUACUUUAGACCAUGGUCCUCUGAGGUCAAGUUGGUUGGCAAAACUGUACUGAUUACUGGAGCAAAUACUGGGAUUGGCAAAGAGACUGCCAUUGAUUUGGCUAAAAGAGGUAUGCGGGUCAUCAUUGCCUGCAGAGAUAUGGAGAAAGGUGAUGCAGCUCUGAAAGAGGUCAUCGAAACAUCUGGGAAUCAGAAUGUUGUUUGCAAAAAACUCGACCUUGCUGACUGCAACUCUAUCAAAGAAUUUGCCCAGAGUAUCAAUAGUGAGGAGAAACAACUCAAUAUCUUGAUUAACAAUGCUGGAGUGAUGGCAUGUCCAUAUGGUAAAACAACAGAUGGUUUUGAGAUGCAAAUCGGUGUCAACCACAUGGGUCACUUCCUUCUGACGUUCCUAUUACAUGACCUGCUUAAAAAAUCAGCUCCAGCUCGAAUCAUCACUGUAUCAUCCAUGGCGCAUAGGUGGGGGACCAUCAAUCUGGAUGACAUUAACAGUGAAAAGAGCUAUGAUAAAACAAAAGCUUAUAGCCAGAGCAAACUGGCCAAUAUUCUCUUCACUCGCUGCUUAGCCAAAAAACUAAAGGGGACAGGAGUGACGGCAUAUGCCCUUCACCCGGGUGUUGUACAGACAGAACUGUGGAGGCACCUGAAUCGACCCCAACAGGCAGUCACAUGGUUGAUUAAGCCUUUCACCAAAACAUCAGUGCAGGGAGCUCAAACUACUAUCUUCUGUGCAGUAGCUCCUGAGCUGGAGACAGAGAGUGGCAACUAUUACAGUGACUGUGCACCUGCAAGUUGCUCUAAUGCUGCUAUGGAUGAUGAAAUGGCGCAGCGACUCUGGGACCUUAGCUGCCAGAUGCUCAAGAUAACAUGGGACUAAAAUCUGCUGAUUCAUUUUGUAGCAGCCAAAUACAGUUUCUAAGUAUAUUUUUAAAUAUAAUAAAGAAAAGGCUGAACAAG